GGUAUGAUACCGGAACAACUUUGAAUCGCAACCUUUCUUCGAUCUGCUCUACUCGCUCUCCUUUCUUUCUUCGAUCCCCUCACAUCCAUUAGACAUUCCAAUGAAUCGCGACUGAGGCUCACAAUCCAACCCGACCUCCCCACCACCCAUCACCAACAUUUUCCCGAUCAACGGCGGCGACGAUGGAGCCGGACGUGAGCAUCGAGAGCGGAUGUAUGAUCAGAAUAGCGGUGCUGCCGAUCGGACCGGUUCCACAAGCGCAGCUGAGGGACUACCUGUCGAUGCUGGUGCGCCACCGCAAGGUCGAGCUUUCUGCCAUCAGCUCCUUCUACACAGAGCACCAGAAGAGUCCAUUCGCCCACCAGCCAUGGGACACAGGCAGCCUCCGCUUCAAGUUCAUGGUCGGUGGGUCCCCUCCUAGUCCCUGGGCAGAUUUCCAGUCCAAUCGUAAAAUCCACGCCGUCAUUGGCCUCUGCCAUUGUCCGUCUUCACCUGAUCUCGAUGUCGUCGCCGCUCAGUUCUCCAUCGCCUGCAAGAGUUACACUUCGGCUCUCGUCAAGCGCUGCUUUGCAUUUUCCCCCGGCGAUGCUCAGCUGGAAGAUGGUGGUAAAAGGGGAGACAACUUAAUAUUGUUUCCUCCUGCGGAUCUGCAAACUCUAGAAUUUCACUUGCAAACGAUGGUGCAAGACAUUGCUGCUUCAUUACUGAUGGAAUUCGAAAAAUGGGUUCUUCGUGCAGAAUCUACUGGAACUAUUCUGAAGACACCAUUAGAUUCUCAAGCCAGUCUUAGCUCAGAGGAGGUUAUCAAGGCCAAAAAACGGAGGCUUGGCCGUGCACAAAAGACAAUAGGAGAUUAUUGCUUGCUUGCAGGAUCACCUGUUGAUGCCAAUGCCCAUUACUCUACAGCAAUAGAACUUGCGAGGUUAACAGGGGAUUAUUUCUGGUAUGCUGGGGCAUUGGAGGGUAGUGUAUGCGCCUUGCUGAUAGAUCGGAUCAGCCAAAAGGAUCCAGUUCUGGAGGAUGAGGUGAAGUGUCGUUACAAUAAUGUGAUUGCUCAUUACAGAAAGUCUAUUCAAGAAAAUGCUCAAAGAGUCUCACCACUAAGCUUUGAGCUUGAAGCUAUCUUAAAGUUAGCAAGAUUUCUUUGCGGGCUAGAGCUUAUCAAGGAGGUAGUGGAAUUGUUAUCAGUUGCUGUAGAUGGUGCCAAAUCUUUGACUGAUGCUAGUGACCGGCUGAUAUUAUAUGUUGAAAUUGCUCGUUUGUUUGGGACCCUUGGUUACCAGCGGAAAGCUGCCUUUUUUUCGAGGCUGGUUGCUCAGUUAUAUUUGCAACAAGAGAAUAACUUGGCUGCUAUCAGUGCAAUGCAAGUUUUGGCAAUGACCACAAAGGCAUACCGUAUUCAAAGUAGAGCAACCAACUCAAAGUUGCUUUCUUUUCCCAAUGAAACUGGACCAAAUCAUACAGAUACUGGAAAAAUGCAGUCUCAUUCAGCUGUUUCAUCAUUUGAAUCGCAGUGGAGCACCCUGCAGAUGGUUGUACUGAGAGAAAUACUUCAAUCUUCUAUUCGUGCCGGAGAUCCUCUUGCUGCAUGGAGUGCAGCAGCUCGUCUACUUAGAUCAUAUUACCCUCUGAUCACUCCUGCUGGCCAAAGUGGACUUGCAAGCGCACUUGUGAAUUCAGCAGAGAGACUUCCUUCAGGAACUCGCUGCGCUGAUCCUGCCCUACCUUUCAUAAGGUUGCAUUCCUUUCCUGUUCAUCCCUCACAAAUGGACAUUGUAAAACGCAACCGAGGAAGAGAAGAAUGGUGGGUAGGCUCUGCACCUUCAGGACCUUUUAUUUACACUCCUUUCAGUAAAGGAGAGCCAAAUGAUAGAGGUAAACAGGAGUUGAUAUGGGUUGUUGGAGAACCCAUUGAAGUUCUAGUGGAAUUGGCGAAUCCCUGUGGCUUCAACUUAAUGGUUGACAGUAUUUAUCUUUCAGUCCAGUCUGGAAAUUUUGAUGCUUUUCCCAUAAGUGUCAGUCUUCGACCUAAUUCAGCGAAAAUUAUCAGUUUAUCAGGGAUUCCAACUGCAGUGGGUCCACUGACAAUCCCUGGAUGUAUUGUUCAUUGUUUUGGUGUUAUUACUCAGCACCUUUUCAAAGAUGUUGAUAAUUUACUCCUUGGUGCAGCACAAGGACUUGUGCUUUCUGAUCCUUUCCGUUGCUGUGGAUCUGCCAAGUUGAAAAAUGUAUCUGUUCCAAAUAUUUCUGUGGUACCCCCUCUACCUUUGCUGGUGUCACAUGUUGUGGGAGGUGAUGGUGCUGCCAUCUUGUAUGAAGGUGAAAUUCGUGAUGUAUGGAUUAGUCUUGCAAAUGCAGGAUCUGUGCCAGUUGAGCAAGCACAUAUUUCACUGUCAGGAAAAAACCAAGAUUCUGUUAUUUCAAUUUCAUAUGAGACAUUGAGAUCAGCCCUUCCUCUGAAGCCUGGUGCAGAAGUUAUACUCCCAGUGACUUUAAGAGCCUGGCAACUUGGUUUGGUGGAUCUUGAUAAUUAUGCUGGCAAGAGCAUUUCUGGAAGUGCAGGAAAGGUAUCGAAAGAUGGAAACAGUCCCAUGAUGGUUAUUCACUAUGCAGGGCCGUUGGAGUAUCCUGGCCAAACCUCAACAAGUGACUCUGUUAUGCCUCCAGGCAGAAGGUUGGUUGUUCCACUGCAUAUUUGUGUUCAGCAGGGAUUGUCAUUUGUGAAGGCUCGUCUGCUUUCAAUGGAAAUUCCUGCGCAUAUUAGUGAAAAUAUGCCAAAACCAGUUUAUCUUGAGGAUAAUUCUACAGAUGAAAUUACCAUUACAAAAAGUAAGACCGAUAGCUUGGUAAAAAUUGAUCCAUACAGAGGGAGUUGGGGUCUUCGGCUUCUUGAACUUGAGCUAUCUAAUCCAACUGAUGUUGUAUUUGAGAUCAGUGUUUCUGUCAAGCUGGAAAGUACAAAUGAUGAGGAUAAAUCAACCUUUGUCGAUCGUGAUGCUGCUGACUUUGGAUAUCCAAAAACUAGAAUUGAUAGGGACUGCUCUGCAAGGGUACUGAUACCACUGGAACAUUUUAAGUUACCUAUUCUUGAUGGAUCCUUUUUUGCAAAGGAUUAUCAAGCAAAUGGGCCUCUCAGUAGCAGAAGUUCAAGUUCCACAGAUAAGAACACCAAGGCUGAGUUGAAUAAUUCUAUAAAGAGCUUGGUUUCUAGAAUAAAGGUGAGGUGGCAAUCUGGACGGAACAGCUCUGGGGAGUUGAAUAUUAAAGAUGCAGUACAAGGAGCUCUUCAAACAUCGGUUAUGGACAUCCUACUGCCAGAUCCAUUAACCUUUGGGUUCAGGCUUGCUAGAAAUGGUAAUGGAUCUGUUGCAAAGAUUGAUUCACCCAAAGAAUCUGACAUUCGAAUUAGUUCUUCAGGGGAAAAAGGUUCUGUACCAGCACAUGAAAUGACUCCUUUGGAAGUUCUUGUUCGCAAUAACACAAAAGAAAUCAUCAGGAUGAGUCUCAGUAUUACUUGCAGAGAUGUGGCAGGGGAAAGCUGCAUCGAGGGUAAUAAAGCUACUGUCCUAUGGGCUGGUGUUUUGAGUGAAAUAUGCGUGGAGGUUCCCCCACUUCAAGAAAUUAGCCAUUCCUUUUCUCUGUAUUUCCUUGUCCCUGGUGAGUACACCCUUGUAGCUGCUGCUGUUAUUGCUGAUGCCAAUGACAUCCUUAGGGCUCGUGCAAAAACUGAUUCACCUGAUGAGCCGAUCUUCUGUCGUGGGUCACCUUUCCAUAUCCGUGUUGUUGGGAGCACAUGAUUGGUUUUUCCAUUUGACAUUAUCAUUGGCCAAGCUGAUUUUGUAUCAGAGGCAGUUUUCCAAAGAUUGAUGCUAGAUCACAAGAAACUCAGGACCAAGCCAUGAUGCCAAUAGCAUGCCUCUACCUUUCCAAUAUCUUCAACUUUGCCAUGAUUUUUGGGUCAUGGAUAAAGAACUCAAGGUUUUCCCUGCCCGCCGUUUGUGUAUAACAGUCGUUCAAUUUGACUGUGUUUUCUGUCCAAAUUCAUGAAAAUAAAGAGAGAGAAUGUGUAGGUAUUUACUGAUAAUGCAAAGAUGGUUGAUAAGAAGAGUUCUGCAACUCAGUAAGCUUAUAGAUGCGUUUGCUUCCUUUUUUGGUAUUCAAUUUCA
Messenger RNA from Nelumbo nucifera (sacred lotus), 4166 nucleotides. Its product is annotated as trafficking protein particle complex II-specific subunit 120 homolog. Lineage: Eukaryota; Viridiplantae; Streptophyta; Magnoliopsida; Proteales; Nelumbonaceae. Gene Ontology annotation, cellular component: trans-Golgi network. The record is from RefSeq and is a predicted model, not a curated record.